Molecule: messenger RNA, 453 nt
Organism: Drosophila guanche
Lineage: Eukaryota; Metazoa; Arthropoda; Insecta; Diptera; Drosophilidae
Exons: 1
Coding region: 27-431 (134 amino acids)
Biological process (GO): negative regulation of biosynthetic process
Source: RefSeq, a predicted model, not a curated record
ACCAAUCCAAGACCCAAACGAAAACUAUGAGUGACAGCCAGCCCACGGCAAAGGAGUCGAAUUUGAACUGCGAGUGUCCUGCUGCGUCAUCGACCACAUCGUUGAACGCCGCUGCUGCUGUUGCCGCUGCCGCUUGUCCCGCCAAUGUUGUGACCAUUCCAGUUCCCAUACUCCAAUCGGAGGGCACUUUUGUCUACAUCACCGUCAAGGGCUCGCUCCACGACUACACCUGUACCAUAUUCGGUUUGAACCAGGCCGAGGUACAGGCUCUGUCUAAGCGCUUCGACAGCGGCGUCAAGCAGUGUGUGAAUGGUAUUAUGGUGGCAGUGCCACCCAUGGUUAUGUUAAAUACGUUGGCCCAGCUAAGCUACAAAGUCGUCUGCAGUUGCGGUGAGGCCGAGAUCUGCUGGACCAUGCAACGUGAGGUCUAAACAUUGCCCAUUUCACCACAAG